Musca domestica (house fly) is the source of this 7566-nucleotide messenger RNA. RefSeq lists its product as uncharacterized. The transcript is spliced from 14 exons. NCBI's taxonomy places the organism in Eukaryota, Metazoa, Arthropoda, Insecta, Diptera, Muscidae. Bases 953 to 5092 code for a protein of 1379 amino acids. The record is from RefSeq and is a predicted model, not a curated record.
UAGUCGGGUUUGAGAUGUUAGACUGUUAAGUUGUGUCUUUCCGAGUGACCGCUAAGUUGUCGUAAGCAGCAAGACCAAUAGAAAGUGGAUAUUAUUAACAAAAAACAAAAACAACAAUUUCUGAAGAUACAACAACGAUACUUCAGGUCGAUCGAAUCCAUCGAUCGUAAACAAUAGAAAGACGAUUAGGACCGUGUUAUUGAUUUUCGAGUGGCGUGGCAAUAGCCAAAAAGUCGAGAUAAGUCGUUUUGUCAUUUACAAAGUGAAUUCCGGUGAAUAUUUCGCACUCCUGUGUGUGCAACUUGAAAUAUAUAAAUUCAAAUUGUGUCAAAAAGUGAUUAAUGAAAAUUAAACCCAAAGAAACAUAGCGCAAAUUAAAAAAGUAACAACCAAUUGCAAUUUGUAAAAGCGAGCAAAAUAUAAACAAAUCAAGAAAUAUCAACACGCGCUCACUCACGAUCAUUAGGAAUAUUACUACUGUCCAGCAAAUAGCCGAAACCGAAAGCAAAAGGAGAAACAAAUCUCGCAAAAGAAUAUUUUGCAAUCAUCUUGAACCACACAAAAAAGUGAAUUGUAAUGUCAAAUACCAAAGUGUCCACAUUGCAAAAACCCGCUAACCUAUUUUUUUUAACAAAAAAUGCUACGAGUGUAAAUUAUUUUUAAUUAAAAUAAAAAAAUCAUAUUUCAGACAUGUGAUUGAAUCAUUAUAAAAAUUUUUCAAAAUUAUAGCAAAACAAAAAGCCAGAACAACAAAGCUAUCAUUUAAAAAUUGUAUUUAAGUGUUACAACGGAAAAAAUAAAUUGUAAAAUUGCACAAAUCAAUUUUGAGAAAAUAAUAAUAAGAGCAAAACAAAACAAAAAGAAAGAAAAUAUUUUCUUAAAUCAAAUAAAUUGACAUAGAAAUCCGAUUGGUGCACCGACAACCCAGAUUGGGCAAUAUUAAACAAAUAACAUGGCCGUAAAUAACGAUCAGCAGCCACAGUUGUGGCCACGCCAUUUAAAACGCCUGCAACACAACCCGCGGCAGCGUAAACCACGAAAAUCACCACCACAAAGUUGGCUAACGAUUUUGGCCAUUUGCAGCGUGUACCUCUGCUGUCUAAUGCACAUUACCUCCGCACAUGUGGCGCUAACUUAUCCACCUGCACGAAAAUACGAUUUAGAUUUCUUGGAUAAUUCACGUACCAAAGGACCAUGCGGAAUGCCUAAAGGUUCCAUAAGAACGUCACUCUUGGCUGGCACCAAAUUCAAUGUCACAUGGCACUUGGCAUAUCCUCACCGGGGUGGCUAUCGCCUACAACUAUUGGAUAACUUUGAGAGGCCAAUGAUUGAGCUGACUCCGCAAGGUGAUAGUAGUGGUUUUCUAAAACACGAUUCCACUGCCCAAAGCCAUGAAGUGUCACUGCCCGCUGAUAUGGAGUGUCGCAACUGUUCCAUACGUCUGCUACGACAAGCUGUGGAAUGGUCAACGGACUAUCUCUUCUGGUCCUGUGCCGAUAUUGAUAUUCUUACUCGUAAAGAUUUUAGGGAAACUUGCUCAGGUAAUGGCAAAUAUUUCCCCUCUCGCUGCAAAUGCGAAAAGGGUUUCUAUGGACCCCAGUGCCAAUACAAGGACGAGUGUACCAGCAAUGCCGAUUGUGGCAUCCAAGGGAAAUGUAUUGACAUUCAGGGAACAACUUUGCCACGAAAGCAAUGUUUCUGUAAUUUCGGUUGGUUCGGACCCGGCUGUAACAAGAGAUCGCCCUACAAAACCACGGAAAUGGACCUGUCUGCCUACUCGAUGAAACAACUGUCGCCUGACUAUCAGAUGUACUGGCGUCUGAUGGAAGAGCAAAAAGAAAUUGAAAUUGUACUGAAAGUGAACAGUACAACAUGGGUUGGUGUUGGCUGGAGACCACGAUCUUCGACAAAGGAAUGUAAGAAUUUCCCCCUGAUUAGAGAUAUUGGGGAUUUGACCACAACCAUUGAAAGUUCCGGUUCCGGUUCAGCUUCUGCAGAACCUGAACCAAAAUCUGAACCCGAACCAUCAUCAGAGCCCGAACCCAAGUCGGAACCCGAACCAUCCUCUGAGCCGGAACCAAAAUCAGAACCAGAGCCCGCCUCCGAACCUGAACCCAAGUCAGAACCCGAGCCUUCUUCGGAGCCCGAACCCAAAUCAGAGCCAGAACCAUCUUCGGAACCUGAACCAAAGUCAGAACCAGAAUCCCAAUCUGACCCAGAGCCUACUUCAGAACCCGAGCCUCAAUCUGAACCGGAACCUUCGUCCGCUACGAAAUCUAAACGUGAAACUCAUUUUGAAGAUGUUGCAAGACGCCGUAGACGCGAUGUACCAGAUACGCAAUAUGAGCCACAGUCACAUCCCGAACCCACAUCUGAACCUGAACCAAAAUCCGAACCGGAACCCACCUCGGAACCUGAACCAAAAUCGGAACCGGAACCAGAACCAUCCUCUGAACCGGAACCAAAAUCGGAACCGGAGCCAACUUCAGAACCAGAACCUCAAUCGGAACCCGAGCCAUCAUCCGAACCAGAACCAAAAUCAGAGCCGGAACCAUCAUCGGAGCCUGAACCCAAAUCUGAGCCGGAACCAUCGUCGGAGCCUGAACCCAAAUCUGAGCCGGAACCAUCAUCUGAACCCGAGCCCAAAUCAGAGCCCGAACCUUCAUCUGAGCCAGAGCCAAAGUCAGAACCGGAACCCUCAUCUGAACCAGAGCCAAAGUCAGAACCAGAACCAACAUCUGAACCCGAGCCCAGAUCAAAUGGCAGACCAAAACCGAAGCCAUUCUCCAAACCCGAACAGGAACCCUCUGCUGAGCCCGAACCCAAGUCUGCACCUAUUAAACAAAAUGUUGCACCACAAAAGAAAAACCCAGAUGCCAAGUACAAACUGAAUCCCUACACACCUCGUCACGAUUUCAAUCCCAUGGACUGCACCGAUGUGAUCAUCGGCACUGCCCGAGGCAUGGCCAGUCGUGUGGGCGACUACUACAGCAGAGACAGAUCGACUCCAAAACUUGAUGAAGUGUUUGGCGGCAAACAGGAUCUGACUCUGGCCACAGGCUACGAAAAGGAUGGUGUCACAACGAUUAUAUUCCGCAAGAAACUUACAGCCAGUGAGCCCACAGAUCACUCCUUGACCGAUACUUUGACCCAUGUCAUUUGGGCCAAGGGUCAGGAAUUGAACAACUAUGUUCACAUACCAGCCUCUGGCAUGGAAACCGAUAUGGCCGCCAUGAAAGAGUUCUAUUAUCCGGAUGAAUUGAAAUACCAUGGCCACAACAUGCAGCGGGGUGUUGCCCUAAUCAAUUUCUUCGAAAAAGAAAAACCUAAAACAGUCGACGGUGUGCCCGAUGAAUCGGCCAAUGUUUUGGACAACGAUUGCUUUGGCCACUGGAAAUAUCCUGCAAGUUGUUCACCUCAGAACCACACGUGCGAAUACUAUGUUUCGUGGGAGACGAUUGGUCGGGGUGACGAAAUGCGUUGGCACAUUGAAACUUCAAACACCCAGACCUGGACUGGUAUUGGAUUCAGUAACGAUGAGAAGAUGUCUCAAACGGAUUCCAUAAUUGGUUGGGUUGAUCGUAAUGGACGCCCCUUCCUCAUGGACACCUGGAUCAAUGGUUAUUCUUCUCCCAAGCUGGACGAUCGUCAGGAUCUGUAUAAUGCCGAGGGUCGCAUAGAGAAGGGUGUUACCAUUUUGGAAUUUACCCGCAAAAGAAUUAGCAAUGAUGCUCAGGAUUUGUCCUUUACCGAUGAUCAUUGUCUCUAUUUGUUCUUCCCCGUUUUGGGUGGUGCUUUCAAUGCUGUGAACAAAAAAAUAAGGAAACAUGAAAAUAUUCCAGUUGUUUCACCGACUCGUGUUUGCAUCAAAUCUUGCGGAAAAGAAUUAUUAGAUGCCGGUAGUGCCCCAACUACACCAGAGCCCAAUCGUUUAGUUUAUGCUGUGGGCGUUAAAUUAAUGAACCUGGCUGAAUCCUUUGAAGCACCAGCCCCUGGUUCGGUAGAAUUCAAAAAUUUGGCUGCCACCAUUUCAGAUUCAUUCAAUGGUGUUCUGAACAACAUACCCGGUUACUAUAAAACCGAUAUUUUAGGUUUUGAAAAAGAUGGCGCUACUUCCAUGAUUGCCAAGUUACAGGCCAUGUUCGAUAAGGAUGACUAUGAGAAGGGUUAUGCUGUCACAACCAAUAAUAUUCCCCUGGAAGAGUCCAUGAAGAAUGGCGAAGUAAUCGAAAUGGCCUUAAGAGAAACGAUUGCCUCCGGCAAAGUUGGCUCAUUAACAGUUGAUCCACAAUUUUUGGAUUUCAAAGCUCUGGAAUACAAAUCUAUAUCCGAUUCCGAUGACGUGAAAUUAUCAUUCUUCGAGUUGUCUGAAGUUCGUCUGUAUAUUGUAUUGGGUCUUAUUGCUGCUUUAGUUUUUAUAGCACUGAUUCAGGCCUCUUGCACCAUAUACAAGACAUCUCGAAAGAAUAAAUCGAAUAAGGAAAAUCUCAUCCAGAAUUCAGCAUGGAAAGAAUACUCGUCGAACACUAACUACGCCUUCGAUCCUUAUGGCGAAACUGAAGAAAAGAACGGUACUUCGCACAAAGACAAAUCUUCACGUAAUCGUCCCUCUAGCAGUCAGCAGACAACACUACAAAUGUCCCAUUCGCCAACCAACAAAUCGCAAAUGUACAACGGCAACGCUGGCAGCAACGGCAAUAAUACCCAAGAGUACCGCAGUAAUGGUCGUUCGCAUCGCAGUGAUCGCGAAAGGAAUGGCCACGCCCACAGCAAUGACCAUCAAACUCCAUCGGCUUCAUAUACACGUGGUGGUGGCAGUUCGUACACCGACCGGGCUUAUUCGCUGCCACGACAACAACAUAUGCAGCAACAAGCAAACAUGCAACCCUCAGGGUAUUACACGCAGGAUCGACGUGAUCGCAGUGCCCAUAGAAAUGGUGCUCACUAUCGUGAUCGAUCACGCGAGGAUCCACGUUUGGUGUCAAAUGGUGGUGCCGAUACGCCAGACUUCUAUUUCAUGCCAUCGCAGCGUAAGUAUUCGGGUGAAGUAGUACGUGUCUAUGUCGAUUAUAAUAAGGAUCCAAAGCACUAAAUAUUUUUGUUGUAACAGAAGUGGUGCGUUAGGGUAAUUAAACAUUGUUAAACAAUCAAAAAAUGAAAAAUUAGUCACUUAUUAUUUUUUUAUUCAACAACGAAGCCAUGGUAGAAGAAUACAGGUAAUCGCAUCGACACAUCUGCUGGGACAAUAAACUGUCAAAACAAUUUUGGAAUGGAAAAUUUUAAAUGAAAAAUAAUUUAAAUUCGUUAAAAUUGUUAAAAAAUGUAUAUCAUAACAUCCUCCGAUUGUCGUCGUAUAAGACGACAUUUAAAAUUUUUGACAUAUCAAUGUUCCCAAGCGUUGAUGCAUCUAGCUGUAUUAUUUUACCAUGAACGAAGCCCUGUCUAAUAGCACGUUGCAUACAAAAUCUGUUCACGGGUUAACCGGGGUAAUUGACGAAUCGCAAUAAAUGUAACGCAUAUCAUAUUUUGUGUGAUUUGUCAAUUAUCAGGGUAAAAAGUACGUUUACAUACAAAAUUUCUAUCCGGAUUAAUUCCGAUAAAUGAUCAAUCACAAUAAAUUUAAGGUAUGUAAAAUAUAGCCAGAUUUAUUGUAAUUGUUUAAUUAUCAACGUACUUUAAAUCCACCCGGGUUAACCUUGAUAAUUGACCAAUCACAAUAAAAGUACCAUACUUUCUCCAUCGUCAAAUUUAUUGUGAUCGGACAAUUAUCAGGUUUAUACAAACCUCAGGGUACAUACAAACCUUUACCCUUGUUAACCGUGAUUAUCGAUCAAAAAUAAUAAAUUUAAUAUAAGUUUUCCAUUGACAAAUUUAUUUAAAUCAAUCACGUUCUAAUGCUUAAAGCAGAUCAAGAUUUGUUUGUAAACCCACUUUUUGAUAGGCGAUUUAAACAUAAAAUAAACACCCCUUAUUCAUGACACAUUCAUAAUCAAUUCCAAAUAAUUUAUAACAAUUUCAAUAAUUAUAAGUAAUCAAAAACAAAAUACUGACAAAUUUCCUUAAACACACAAUAUUAAUAAUAGUUGAAAUCUAUAACCUCUUAACUCUAAAAUAAAUCUGUCAAUUACAUCGAGAAUGCGUUAAAUGAAAUUCGCUGGUUGUAAGAUUUGACACAUGCGUAGUGGAAUCGACAUUUUAAAUCCACUGGAUUUAUUAUAUGUAAGCGUGCUACAUUUUUAUCCAAAUGUGGUUUUUGUCUUCACAUCUUAAAGAAUUUUUUAAUGAUUUAGUGAGCAAUGGUAAUGUUUCAAAAUAAAAAAACAUCGUCGACUGCAGUGUCCAUGUGCCUUCAAAAAUGAUUUCAUCUUCAAAAAAUAACUAAUUUUGCAGUCUUCAUUCAUACCCAUGGUAGAAUUAAAAAGGUAAAGCCAUGCAAUCAUAUGUUUACAAUUUUUUUUAAUUAUUAAUUUGACAAAAUUUCAUUGCCAAAAUGCAUAUUUCUAAAUCCAUUGUACAUACACACAUCAGAGAUGGGAACCUGUUUUUUAUACAGUGAAAUUUGUCAAGGUAAAUUACAGAAAAUGCAGAGAUGGGAAUGCUAUUUGAAAUGAAUUUACCUUCUUAAUUUUGCCAUGAUCAUACCGUUCAGAAAUGUCAGUUGGGCGCAAGUUUUUUUCACAUAUUGAUAAGCAAAACAAGUACCAAGAUGACAACCGAAUCAAUGUUGUAGAAUAUGUUUACAUUACCUAAUAUUCAUCAUGAUAAUCGAAAAAUCAAGAUUAAAAACUUCCAUUCCAUUGCCUAUAAGUACGUUUAGGCUUAUUAAAUUGAGUGGAAUUUAACUGUCAAUUUCCUUGAAUAUACGUCACAAAAAAAAAUCCACUGUAUUUACGAAUACGAUUUACAAGAUGUAUGCGCCAUGGUAAAAGAAUACAGGUAGUCGCAUCGACACAUAUGCUGGGACAAUGAACUGUCAAACCGCUUUUGAAAUGGAAAAUGUUGAAUAAAAAUUUAUUAAAAUUUGUAAAAAUUGUUGAAAAAUGUAUAUUAUAACAAACUUUGAUAUGCGUCGUAUAAAAAAAUAAAAUCUACUUGUUUUUGAUAAAACAAUUUAAAAUUUUUGACAUAUCAAUGUUCCCAAGCGUUGAUGCAAAGACAUAACCUCGGUCGUAGCGAAAGUCAAAUGUUAAUGUCAAAAUUUAUCUGCUAUUUGGUUACAUUUCGUACUGAGAUUUAAAUUACAAUAAUGUUUUUUUUUUUUUUUUUGUCGGCUCGUCUCUCAUAAAUGAAGUGCCUAUUUUUUCCAUGGCUUUGGCCGUGCAGUAAAUUCUUUCGUUAUGUGAAUCUUUUUUCUACUAAUGUCGCGUUUCGUCGCAUCAACACAGCUGCUGGGACAAUGAACUGUCAAAUCAAUUUUGAAAAAUUAAUUCGAAUUCGUUGAAAAUGUUGAAAAAUGCAUAUCAGUACAAAAUCCGAUUGGCAUCGUAUAAGAAAACAUAUAAAAAUCUACUUAUUUUUGAAAAAAAAAACGUUUUAAAACGUUUGACAUAUGUUCCAAACCCGUAC